UUCGCAAUAUUCAAUGAAUGGACACGGAGACGACUUGGAGGAAUGGAAAGUACUUUGGCUUUGAGAGCGUUUCAGCACCACUUUCGCUGGACAGCGCAACAGCUUUUUCCACUUGGCAUCGCGCGAUCGGAGAUUUCCUUCUGAUUUUUCGUACGCGGGGAAUGGAGCUUGGCGAAUUGGGGGGCCAUCGUACCCAAAAAUCUGUUGAGGUGAACAUGCAGGAGAUGUCUGGCAACAGAAGCGGCAGAUAGAAGAACGGAAGGCACUCACAGGUGAGUGAAGCUUUGUGUUCAGAGUAAAAGAGUUCCCCAGCCACCAUCACCAGAAGAUAGGGAGACUGGAAACCCAGAGAAAGCAAGUGACCAAAAACUUAAGGUUAACUUUUUAAUCUCAUCAAAAGAGCCAUAGGAAGUUCUGUGAUAGGAGAUAAAACGGAUUGACACAGGACUGCUCCCUAAAGAACCUGAUGAGCAUUCCAUUCAAUUAUAUACACAUCUCAAAGUGACAUAACUAUGAACUUUAAAAAACUCCUCCAUUGACCCAUAAACUGAAGUGACACAUCUCAGAUAAAAAAAGACACACAACCGGAUUGCUGCAAUGUCUCCAUCCAUGGGCAAAAUUGUUGGAUGGACCAGCCAUCACAAUCAGGCCUCAACGUUGGUUCUUCUCUACCUCUUCCUAAUUGCAUUGGCUGCAAGGCCCAAAGGUCCAGGACACACACAUCUGAACUCCAUCCGGAUUGAUGGGGACAUCUCCUUGGGUGGCCUGUUUCCAGUUCACGCUCGUGGCCAUGAGGGCAAACCCUGCGGUGAGCUAAAAAAGGAAAAGGGGAUCCAUCGUCUGGAGGCAAUGCUCUUUGCUCUGGACCGCAUCAACAAUGACCAUGAACUGCUUCCAAAUAUCACUCUGGGAGCCCGCAUUCUGGACACGUGCUCGCGGGACACCCAUGCUUUGGAGCAGUCACUCACUUUUGUUCAGGCCCUCAUUGAAAAGGAUGGGACAGAUGUCAAGUGCCAAGGUGGUGGAUCACCCAUCAUUACCAAGCCUGAAAGAGUGGUGGGCGUCAUUGGAGCUUCGUCCAGUUCCGUGUCCAUCAUGGUGGCAAACAUCCUCCGCUUGUUUAAGAUUCCUCAGGUGAGUUAUGCCUCCACAGCGCCCGAGCUGAGUGACAACACACGUUAUGACUUCUUCUCCCGUGUGGUACCUCCAGACACCUACCAGGCACAGGCAAUGGUGGAUAUUGUUCGGGCCAUGCGAUGGAACUAUGUGUCCACUGUGGCAUCUGAGGGGAAUUAUGGAGAGAGUGGCGUGGACGCCUUUAUCCAAAAAUCCCGGGAAGACGGUAGUGUUUGUAUCUCACAGUUGGUGAAGAUUCCCCGUGAGCCAAAACCAGGAGAGUUUGAUAAGAUAAUUCAGAGGCUGGGAGAAAAUCCAAAUGCAAGAGUUGUUAUUAUUUUUGCAAAUGAGGACGAUAUAAGGCGGCUUCUGCAGGCAGCAAAGAAAGCCAAUCAGACGGGUCACUUCCUGUGGGUGGGGUCAGAUAGCUGGGGCUCGAAGAUAUCGCCUGUUCUUCACCAAGAGGAAAUGGCAGAGGGAGCCGUCACCAUCCUACCCAAACGACAGUCCAUUAAAGGCUUUGAUCGCUACUUCACCAGUCGAACGCUUGAGAACAACCGGAGGAAUAUCUGGUUUGCCGAGUUUUGGGAGAACAAUUUCAACUGCAAGCUCAGUCGCCAUGCCUUAAAGAAAGGAUCUGGUCUUAAGAAAUGCACAAAUCAAGAAAGGAUUGGACAUGACUCAUCCUAUGAGCAAGAGGGCAAAGUGAUGUUUGUGAUUGAUGCUGUUUAUGCAAUGGCCCAUGCCCUCCACAACAUGCACAAAGACCUCUGUCCUGGAAAGGUGGGACUCUGUUCUAAAAUGGACCCCGUUGAUGGAACCCUCCUGCUAAAGUACAUUCGCAAUGUCAAAAUAUCAGGCAUAGCUGGCAAUCCAGUGCAGUUCAACGAGAACGGAGAUGCCCCAGGCCGCUAUGAUAUCUACCAGUACCAGAUAAACAAAACGGCCGAAUACAAAAUCAUCGGCCACUGGACUGACCAGCUUUACCUAAAUAUGCGGGCAAUGCAAUGGCCUGGUGGGGGAAAGCAGGUGCCGACAUCCAUUUGCAGUCAGCCCUGCAAACCAGGAUGGCGCAAGAAAAUCGUUAAGGGCAUUUCCUGUUGCUGGCACUGCGAACGUUGUGAUGGUUACCAGUACCAAGCUGACCUCUACACCUGCAAGAUGUGCCGCUUUGAUCUGAGACCCAACAAGAACCACACAGGUUGCCAGCCCAUCCCUAUUGUAAAGCUGGAGUGGAGCUCACCUUGGGCAGUCAUACCUGUCCUAAUUGCCAUUCUUGGCAUCAUGGCCACGCUUUUUGUGGUGGUCACCUUCAUCCGCUACAAUGACACACCAAUUGUCAAGGCAUCCGGCCGAGAGCUCAGUUAUGUCCUGCUUACAGGCAUCUUUCUGUGUUAUGCCACCACUUUCCUUAUGAUCUCCACCCCAGAUGUUGGGAUUUGCUCACUGCGGCGAAUUUUCCUAGGGCUCGGAAUGAGUAUCAGCUAUGCAGCGUUACUUACCAAGACCAACCGUAUUUAUCGGAUUUUUGAGCAGGGGAAAAUGAUGGUCAGUGCGCCACGAUUCAUCAGUCCAGCAUCACAGUUGGUAAUCACCUUUAGCUUGAUCUCAGUUCAGCUCCUAGGAGUGUGCAUCUGGUUCGCAGUAGACCCUUCCCAAGCUCUCAUUGACUACGAGGACCAACGUACGGCAGAUCCCGAGAUGGCUCGUGGAGUUCUAAAGUGUGAUAUUUCGGAUUUGUCACUCAUCUGUCUUUUGGGAUACAGUAUGUUACUGAUGGUCACGUGCACGGUUUACGCCAUCAAGACACGAGGGGUUCCCGAGACCUUCAAUGAGGCCAAGCCCAUCGGCUUCACCAUGUACACCACCUGCAUCAUCUGGCUCGCUUUUAUCCCCAUCUUCUUUGGGACAUCGCAGUCGACGGAAAAGAUGUACAUACAAACAACCACACUGACCAUCUCGGUGAGUCUGAGCGCAUCUGUGUCUCUUGGAAUGCUCUACAUGCCAAAAGUUUACGUGGUGCUCUUCCACCCGGAGCAGAAUGUGGCGAAGCGGAGCACUCGCAGUCUGAAAGCUGUGGUCACUGCUGCCACCAUGUCUAACAAGUUCAACCCCAAGGUCAGCCUCAGGCCCAACGGAGAAGCCAAGUCUGAGCUGUGUGAGAACCUGGAAACUCAGGGACUCAGCCCUAAACAAACGUACAUCAGCUACAGCAACCAUGCAAUCUAGGUAAAUGAUAAAAGGCCACUACCAAAUCCCAGAAGUGACCCCUGGAAGACAGCAUUUCAAGAUAAAUCACUCACGUUAGCCAGCUGGAAGUGAGAUACCGGCCGGAUGGUUUGAAGACCCUACAGACAUGUUUCCAUUUAUGAAGCUUAUAUAAAGCCACAUAGGGAGCACCUGGGGAGGCCAUGACAGUUGAGACGGUUGUGUUGAAAUGACGGUCUGUCACCCAAUUCCAUUACAGCUUGCUCUAUCUACUCCAGAUGUCAUUGUUAAAGUGAAACACACUAAUUAAGGAACACAUGUCAGUGUCUGCUGUUUCAUUGAUGCUAACACUAUGUGGUGGCUAAAAAAAAAAAAAAAAAAGAUAAAAAAAAUAAUUUAUAGAUUUUUCUUUUGUUUUCUCUUUGGUGAUGGCAACAGCAAAGACAGUGAUCAUUGUUUACAGAUGUUGAGCAUGCUGGUUUUGACAUCCUGUGCUGUGUUGUUUUUUCUUUCUUUUUUCUUUUCUUAAAAAAAUAAAUAAAAAUACCCUUCUGGAAUGCUGUUGAAAUAUUUUGCUGUAUUGUUACCUCACCAUGGGCCUUGUGAAACUGUUAAAAAUGUACUCUUUGGAGUAAUGUUUGCUUGUGCAUAAGUACACACUUUUGAGAAACUCAAAUUUGCCCUGUUGUCGAAUUGUUCUAUUGCUGUCACAGUCACCUCUGCGUUGCCAAAAUCCAAAAUCACAAUUUAGAAAUGGCACAGUGUCAACUCAGAAAGAGACCCCGGGAAGGCUUGAGAUACUGUAUUGGAAUCUACAUCCACCGGAUCCGGAAAGAGCAAGUUUCAUUUGGCGAGUAAGUUACACAUAUAAGAAUACAGCUAUAACCAUUUUAAGCAUCAACAAUCUCCAGUUGAAUACUAUAGUUCCAAGAUGCUUUGGAGAGAGUAGAUGAGGGGAUAAAGUUUUCAUAACAAGAAAUGUCAGGUGAUAAGAGAGAGACGAGCUGUUUGUCUCUUUUAGAUGUUUGUGAAAUUAGGAUUCAGUUCUUAUGAUUUCAGUUUGUUUUUGCACUGUUUGUGCUGCAGAAUAAAAAUGUCUAUGUUGACCGUGAUAAAUGGCAACUUAAUGUGUGUUCCUGAUUGCUAAUGUUUGCGUUUCAAUCUAAAAAAAAAGUAAAAAAAAAAAAAAGUCAGAAACAGUGCCUGAAUCAAAGUAUUUGUAAAAUAAGACAUAUGAGGUAUGUGAAGCAUGUUCAUUUU
Molecule: messenger RNA, 4584 nt
Organism: Myxocyprinus asiaticus (Chinese sucker)
Lineage: Eukaryota; Metazoa; Chordata; Actinopteri; Cypriniformes; Catostomidae
Product: metabotropic glutamate receptor 4-like
Exons: 11
Coding region: 598-3345 (915 amino acids)
Biological process (GO): G protein-coupled glutamate receptor signaling pathway; regulation of synaptic transmission, glutamatergic
Cellular component (GO): membrane
Molecular function (GO): adenylate cyclase inhibiting G protein-coupled glutamate receptor activity
Source: RefSeq, a predicted model, not a curated record